This is a messenger RNA of Oncorhynchus nerka (sockeye salmon), 890 nucleotides long. RefSeq names its product transcriptional coactivator YAP1-like. Gene Ontology annotation, biological process: positive regulation of transcription by RNA polymerase II; hippo signaling. Gene Ontology annotation, cellular component: cytoplasm; nucleus. Gene Ontology annotation, molecular function: transcription coactivator activity. Bases 467 to 748 code for a protein of 93 amino acids. The record is from RefSeq and is a predicted model, not a curated record. The transcript has 2 exons. NCBI's taxonomy places the organism in Eukaryota, Metazoa, Chordata, Actinopteri, Salmoniformes, Salmonidae.
CUCAACUUUACAACACUGACACGGCUGGGAUUUGCAAUGUGCGCUGUCACUCGUUUUUUAGGGAAAAAUCUGAAAAACUUUCGAGGGUAAAUCUGUGCAGUAAUUUGACUUUAGCCAGGUAAAGGUUCAACUUUUUCUUUGUGUUUCUUUUUUUGUGUGUAAAAGUUACAGAUACAGUUGAGUAGAUAUGCGCGUUGUUAUAUUUUACAGUGUGUUCUCCCGAAACAUCAGAAAGAAGUGUACAGUUGGUGGUGACUGCGAUAGCUAACCCUGCUGCUGGGAGAACAUAACUUCAUCAAAUUUACUUUUUGGACUCCCUUUGAUUUAACUUUCGAUGAUCGAGGUUUCGAGUUUCGCUCUCCGAAAAACGUGAUUUUUUUUUUUGUCUCUUUGGGUUGAGUCUUUUUAAACAUAUAUUUUUUCUCGGGUAAAUAGUUAAAAAAAUAUAUUUUUUGUUGGAAUAAACAUGGAUCCGAGCCAGCACAACCCCCCGGCCGGUCACCAGAUAAUCCACGUCCGUGGAGACUCCGAGACGGACCUGGAGGCCCUUUUCAACGCUGUUAUGAACCCGAAAAAUACCAUCGUCCCCCCCUCCGUCCCUAUGAGGAUGAGAAAGCUUCCAGAUUCCUUCUUCAAACCGCCAGAGCCAAAGUCCCACUCCAGACAAACCAGCACAGACGCAGGUACAGCCGGUGCCAUCCCCCCCACCACGUGCGUGCCCACUCGUCCCCUGCCUCCCUACAGCUAGGGGCAGUGUCUCCCCUGUUGGGCAUGGUCCCUGCUGGCGCUCCCCCACCGCACCUCCGACAGUCAUCUUAUGAGAUCCCAGAGGACAUGCCCCUGCCCCCGGGCUGGGAGAUGGCCAAGACCCCCUCUGGACAAAGAUACUU